AUGACGUAUCUUAUCCAAAACAACUUCAUAGAUGCUAUGAAUGCCAUUAGGUUUACCAUUCUUAAACCCCCAUCUUCAUAUUUUUUAACAAUGGAGGUUGUAGGCUCCUUCUGCUACCUCGGAGACAUGCUUUCCGCAGCUGGUGGCUGUGACAUUGCAGCCACUACGCGUGUGAAGACUGCCUGGAAAAAGUUCAGGGAGCUGCUACCAGUCCUGACAUCACGCCAUCUGUCGUAUAAGACCCGUGGUCGAGUGUAUAACACCUGUGUACGGAGCGCUAUGCUCCAUGCCAGUGAGACCUGGGCACUGACCAAGCCAAAUCUUCAUCGCCUACUACGCAAUGACAGGGCCAUGAUAAGACAGAUCUGUAACAUCAAGCCUGAAGAUAUGGCCACUGUAAGUUCAACUGAAUUGCUGGGGCGGCUUGGGAUCGACGACCUCGACCUCGUCUUAAGGGAAAGGAGACUCCGCUGGUAUGGCCAUGUUGUCAGAUUCAGCAGUGCAGUCAAGUGCGCUUUAAAUGUACAAGUUCCUGGGAGACGUAGAGUUGGUCGGCCAAUGCUAUCUUGGAGAGAGUUGACGGAGAAAGAUCGUAGAGAAUGGAAGCUCUCAACUGCCGACCUUCAAGACCGGAAAGAAUGGAGAUCUGAGGUGAGAUCUGCCAUACGUGCAGCCAGCCAGAUACCUGGAAGAGGGCCCACUAGUGUGGACACUACCCGUGGAUACUGCACGGAAAUAAAAAGGAACCGACAAUAA
This is a messenger RNA of Ostrea edulis (European flat oyster), 756 nucleotides long. RefSeq lists its product as uncharacterized. NCBI's taxonomy places the organism in Eukaryota, Metazoa, Mollusca, Bivalvia, Ostreida, Ostreidae. The record is from RefSeq and is a predicted model, not a curated record. The coding region runs from base 1 to 756 and encodes 251 amino acids. The transcript has a single exon.